CAUGAAAGCGAUUUUGCUAGUUGGCAUACUCCUGGCCUGCAUUAUUGUACUAUUGAAGCUGAGUCUAAGUGGUAUAAAAUUGGAUAUACAAAACACAACCAGCUCAACCCACGAUGUAGUCUUCCAGAAGGAUGCUUAUACUAUUAAACAAUGGUUCAAAGACACAUGGAAGCACAGGCCAAAGGAUAUUCAUUUAAAUAUCAUUACCGAUCCAGAGGAGGACUAUACAAAGGAUAGACUCAAAAAAUUGCUAGUUAUUCUCAAGCGAAAACCAAUACAGGAUAACCAAAUAUCAUCUUCCACUCAUCCUUUGAAAACUCACAAUGUCAAGAUCCCAACAAAUCCAACCGGUGAGGAGCAAACUACAAUAAUCGAUUGUAAUUACAUUUUGGACGAGGAUUGUGGACCAAUUGAUUUUGGACCAAGGCUUAGUGCAAAUUUGCUAAAGAUACUUGCACGAUAAUGACUGAUCUA
Drosophila serrata is the source of this 474-nucleotide messenger RNA. RefSeq lists its product as uncharacterized. NCBI's taxonomy places the organism in Eukaryota, Metazoa, Arthropoda, Insecta, Diptera, Drosophilidae. The record is from RefSeq and is a predicted model, not a curated record.